Cladocopium goreaui is the source of this 4695-nucleotide messenger RNA. The record is from the annotation of a GenBank genome assembly. NCBI's taxonomy places the organism in Eukaryota, Dinophyceae, Suessiales, Symbiodiniaceae.
AUGCAUGCCCAACAAAGCAGUGUUACCUGGCCGAGAGCACCUGCAGUGUCGCGCCAAGUUUUCAAAGUGGUCCCAGUGUUGGUGCGACGACACUUGUUGCACUUGACGCAUACGGCGGCAUAUUGCGACUGGUCACCGCAGGAGUGCUUGGUUUUUUGUAACCAUGAAUUGUGGCAUUUGCAUGAGCAGGGUCCCCGCAGGAUUACCCAUGGUAUGUACUUCAAAAUCAUUGUUCCUCCACCUCCCAAUCGCCAAUGGGAAAUCAGCCAUGCCAUUCGAGUUUUCCAUGAAGCCCUCAAUCUGUUCGACUCGCCCGAGGCCACCAGAAUUGCUGAGCACAUCCUGAAUGAAAAUCGGCCGUGGCCCCCGGAAGAAGUUCCCCCGCACAGGCAAUGCAAAGGGACAGAGAUUCAUCGAGAUAUCGAUGUCCCGAUGAUGUUUGCACCAGGGGUGCCGAUGAGGCGCUUGAGGCCUAGGCAUGAUGGUGAAGAGACGUGGUUCUGGGAGCUAGGCCAGCUCUUUGCAGAUCAAGCCGAAGUUGAGGAACCCAUCCACCUUGUCGUGGCCACCGAGGUCAGGAGUGUUGCACUGACACAUCAGUUCACCACAUGGGAACGCGAGGUCCAACGCGUCUGGAGGGAUGUAUGGGAUGAGCAGCUUUCACAUGAAUUGCAUGUCGUGAUCCCAACACCUCCGGAUUUAGAGCGUGGUAUUGCAGGCCACAUCCUAGUUGUUCAAGCACCCCAUGAGACUUGGGUCACAAGUUUGGUCACGAUCUACGACAGUUUUCUUGGACGUGCCAUGGAUUACAUGAUGCGAGUUGCGGUAACCACUGAUGAACGCAUCUACCUUGAGCAAGUCGUAUCUCAUUGUGGAUAUGAACUGGUUGAGGGCAGACUGAAUCCGAAUGUGCCCUGCAGAGCAUGGAUCGACGGACAUCCGUUGCAAUCCGGGCAUCCCUGGCCUGGCAGAUCAGGGCAUGAAAUCACCCUAAGAAUUGACCGACAGACAGUGAGAUUAGCGGAUGUGAUGCAUGAUGAACAUGCAUUGCUGCAGUUGCCACAUAACCUUGGUCUCACGCAAGGACGUACUCAGAUCAGUCUGGAGGAAUUGCUUCCUUCAGAUUUGCAUGACAGCAGCGAUUCUCUGCAGUCUCAGUAUGCCUCUGGAGUUGGACACACCAGCGGGAGUUUUGUUGUUCGUGUGCUCAACAUGCGAGAAGAAGACCGGUUGCCCACUUUUUUGGAAGUCGAGGCUUUGAAUGAUGCGAAUGUGAGUGCAGCAUUGACCAGUUGGCAUUGGGAUGAGGAUUGGUGUUUGGUUGAAGAUCUGGCGGUACUCAUCACACCACUCAUCAUUUAUGCAGAUGGCAGCUCCCUGCCAGAACAUCGACGGCGACCUCCACAACAAGUAGAAAUGGAGGGGCAGGGAGACACUUGGGCCUUCCUAGUCUUAGGACCAGAUGGCUAUAGUGGUAAACUUCAAUUUAUCAGAGACCAGAUGAGAGGCUUGCAUUUGAACUUUCUGGGCGUCCAGGAAUCCAGAACCGUGGAAACGUGCACGUGCACUGAUGAGGUGCUGCGAUUAGGUGAACUGUUUGCUCUUAUCGAUGCUAAUGCAGCAGCAGGACCCACGGACGGCAUCAGUGUUGGGCCUUUGGGAAUGGACACCACGAAGUCAACUGCUCUAUUUCGAUCUUUUCUGGCUGAAUGGGGACUGGCGCACUCCUUGGCUGUGGAGCUGGCCCAAUUCACUAAAGCCAAGAAGAGUUUCAUAACGGAUGCUAUCUGGAUCCUUCGUGAUGACAAACUCCACCAAAAGAGGAAAGUACAGGACAUUGGCAGACGCAUCAGGGCUGAGACUCUCCGUGCUGUCUUUGUUGCCUGGAGAACCAGGGACCAGCAGUGGCACACCGAGCACUUCGUGAUUUUUCACAGAUAUCAAGUUGCCCUCACAUGCUGGAAAUUGUUUCAUGGAGUUCAACUGCAUGUUACUGCCAAGGAUCUCAAGAAAAGACUGAAAGACGCACGCAAAAAAGCACUGGCAGUGGAUCUCACGAGCCUCUCUCCAGAGGCAGAGGCAUCAGAGGCGUUGAAAAUUGUCAAACAGCACAUAGGGCCGACCAACCCCAAGUUGCUGAAGAAACCAGUGCUACCUAUGCUCCAAAGCCUUGAGGGAGACCUCUGUGUGCACCCUGAACAAUUGAUUGACACAUGGGUCAGCUUCUUUGCGCAAAUGGAAGGUGGACAGAGAGUUACGAGCCAAGAGCUGUAUGAUAAAUGGAAACACCAUUCCGCCAGUUUCCUGCAAACUGAGAUCUGCAUUGGACCGGACGAUGUGCCAAGCUUGACUGACUUAGAGCAAGCCUUUCGCAGAGUCAAAAGCGGUAAAGCGCUGGGACAAGAUGGCAUUCCGCCUGAAAUUUGCAAAGCUUGCCCUGUUGUUCUAACCCGACAAUACUACAGUGUAUUGCUGAAAAUGCUCAUCCAUGGCCAAGAGUCUCUGCAUCACAAGGGUGGCACCCUUGUGCCUGCAUACAAAGGAAAAGGAUCCAGCAUGCUGCCGGCCUCGUAUCGGUCCUUACUCAUCAGCUCUCAUCUGGGCAAAGUUUUGCAUCGAACGAUUCGGCAACAUCAGGCGCAGAUCUAUGAGCAGUAUCUCUGUGCACAGCAGUUAGGAGGUAAGCGCAAAGUUCCAGUGAAUUUGGGUCUUCAUGAGGCCAGGGCAUUCCUCCGUAGCAAUCAGCUUCGUGGUAGAUCUGUUGCACUUCUCAUGCUUGAUCUAAAGGAAGCGUUUUAUCGUGUCCUUAGGCCUCUUGCCUUGGGUUGUGAAUGGACGGAUCAGCAAGUGGCCAGCAUUGCACACAGACUGUGUUUGCCUGAGAGUGCGUUGCAUGAUUUGUACAGACACCUCAGUGAACCCAGUGCCAUCGCAUGCGCAGACUUGCCUCCUCAUGUCCAGAGAUCCAUUAGAGCAUUGCACACUGACACAUUCUUCCAGGUGCCAGGACAAAAGGAUUUCUGCCACACAUCCAUCGGCUCGCGGCCGGGAGACUGUUUUGCAGAUGUAGUUUUCAGUUAUCUUUUCUCUCGUGUUCUCAAGGAGUUCCAAACCAAAGUCCGGGCGCAAGGUAUCCAUGAGAGCAUUGAAACCGCCAGCCAUUUUGACCCGUAUGGACUGGCGGAACACACAGGAGAGAUGCAGCAAUACCUUGGGCCAGUGUGGAUGGAUGACCUAUGUAUAGGUCUGACUGACAACACACCAGACCAGCUUAUCCACAAAGCUGGCACCACAGCCUCGAUCCUUUUGGAGACGUUAGAAGGCUUCGCCAUGUGCAAUCAAGCUCUAGUAUGUGAAGUGCAUGAGAAGAUCUUGUGUAAAUUUACUGAUGCGCAGCUGAUUCAGCGACCACCACCCAUGCGAGAACGAGAGGUGGCGGAUUUUGACACCGAAGUUUUUGCAGACUGCGCUGAGGUCCUGAUGGAACGUUGCACGCUUGCUGAAAGUGUUAGUGCCAUGAUUCAGCGCAUGAAAGGCAGGGUCAUCUCAUGGACGCGAUUCACGCAGAUGGUACAGACCUUUGAGAAUCAGGUGCAAGAGGAUGAUUUAAAGGCCUUUGGAUUGACUCAUUCUCAAUGUUUGCAGUUUUGCCAAGAAAUCAUUGAUACCAAACAUUGGCCAUUCAUGCAUCGCUUAUCUGCAGAGCUGCCAUCUGCAGAGGUCACCAGUGCCGAUCUGGGUUGGCAAUGUGCCAACAGUGAGAUUUUGGAUGAAGUUGGGCCUAUUGCUCAUCCACAGAGCUUUGGAACCCAUAGAUACAUUUUGCAUGCCUUUUCCGGCAGAAGGCGUCAAGGAGACUUUCAGUUUUUUCUGGAUAGUCUCAUUGGUGAUAGACCGGGGAUCGUGGUGCAUACUCUUUCAGUAGAUAUCAUCCUGGAUGAGCGUUGGGGCAAUGUGGCGGAUCCGGAAGUGCAAAGCUUUUGGUGUCAUGCUGUGCGGCAGAAAUGGGUCCUAGGUUUUCUAGGGGGUCCACCCUGCGAGACCUGGAGCAGAGCCCGGGAACAUGCCCUGGAUGAUCCAAAGGGGCGCAAUACAGGGCCCAGAGUGGUGCGGACGGGACACUGUCCAUGGGGCCUGUCCAGCCUAUCUCUUCGUGAGAUUCGACAGGUCUUCAUGGGCAACCAAUUGAUGCUCUUUUCUAUCACCAUCAUGGUUGAACUGUAUUUCACUGGAGGAUGUGGAGCCAUGGAACAUCCGGCCGCCCCCAAGAAGGAGGAAUCGGCGACAAUAUGGCGGACACCCUUACUGGAACUGCUGCUCUCCUUUGAGGCUUUUCAAUUGGUAGAGUUUAUGCAAGGACUGUUAGGUGCCAUCACAGCAAAGCCGACUAUGAUCCUCGCACUGAGGCUUCCAUGCUUGGCUCAGCAGAUUUGCCGGUGGAGGAUUGUAGAUGAAGUGCCCAAAGGGGCCAGCUUGGGACGGGGAAGUGACGGGAACUUCAAGACAAUGAUCUUGAAAGAGUACCCCCCCGCUCUCUGCGGGGCAUUAGCCUCCGCUUUCAUGCAUGAGCUCGAUGCUUUUCCCAUUGACAUCGAGGUACAGGUGCCCCCAUCAUUUCGAGCCGCUUGUGUUAACAUGCAGGUGCAGACGUAUGGCACAGAAUUAGGGCCAGAUUUCAUGGGUGGCAAGGUUUGA